Molecule: messenger RNA, 948 nt
Organism: Seminavis robusta
Lineage: Eukaryota; Bacillariophyta; Bacillariophyceae; Naviculales; Naviculaceae
Source: the annotation of a GenBank genome assembly
GCCGUUUGCACGCUCGGUGCAAAAUUCGGCCAUUCCUCUCGUCUCAUUUAUUUUGCGACCUUUUAUCGGUUUUAUUCGUUGACGUUGGUACUUUGACAACUCUUGUCCUUUCUUUUGUAUCGACCAUGGGCAAUUUCAUUGCUACGCUGCAAGCGGGGAUUGAGUGCGCCUUGAUGUUCGGCUGUUAUGUCAACGUGAUUCUACUACUUCUCGUCACCACACCCGAGGCGGGCUACUUCAACCAACCACCGUUACCCUGUGGCGUGUUUCUCCUCUUUGUUCUUGUACUUACUGCGGCAUUUUACGUAUGGACGUCGGAGAUUAUGCGAUCGGCAGAACAGCCGCGAAAACUCAGAAUCGAGAAAGCAAGCAAAGAAAUUGCCCCAAAAGUGGACGAAUUGAAUAGACCCUUGACUCUGACUCAAGUCGGCAACGAUUUCAAUGACACGCUGAACAAGAUUGGAAACGGUUUCAUUGCGGGGAUUGAGUGCGCGUUGAUUCUCGGCUGUCAUUUCAGCUUCUUCGCAAUGAUCCUUCUGCUUUGCGUCGCCACACCCGAGGCGGGCUACUUGAACCGAGAACUGUUUCUGCUCAGUUUUGUUGUGGCUACUGUGGCAUGUUGCGUCUGGACGUCGAAGAUUAUGCGAUCGGCUAGACAGUCGCGAAAAGCAACUCGCCGAGUAAUCACGUCAACGUUUACAAAAGGAGCGUGUGUUUUGGCGCACCAGAAGACCACUGGUUCUUGAAGCAGGCAAGAGGAAUACAAAUCUGCUCUGUGAUGGUCAAACACAGUCGAGAAAGCCCCCAGAAGAAGCGGACUUUUGCCACAAAUUUGUUUGUACACGCGACGGCAUCUUGCCCGCUUCGCCUCUUGCCGACCUCUCAAGUUGUACUCGUCUCAAACUAAACUAACAUAUAUGUACUAUAAAACGCCAAGAAAAAACUCUU